AACAAGUCCGCGGGCGCCUUAUUGCAAGCCGUACCGCGUGUCUCGCAGUACGCAAACUCCCGCGCUAAAGCCUUCACAAAAACACGCGUACAAACUCUGUGACUUACACAUACCUAUGGUUCAUAGUGGUUAUUGUGGAUUAGUGAAACAAACAAAAUGUUGAGCGGGUGGCGGUUAAUAUUGUCUAAACUAUUCUUCAUACCACAAAGAUGGGUGAUGGCAAUAAUGGGUUUCCUGGCGGUAGCCAACGCGUACACGAUGCGAGUGUGUCUGAACAUCGCCAUAACGCAAAUGGUGAGGAGGCACGCAGAGUCCAGAGAAUACGAAGAAGGGUCCUGUCCGGGUGAAGCUCAUGACAUGGCUUCUGAAGCCGCGGAAGUUACGGGCUUCGACUGGGACGAGGAGACACAAGGCAUAAUUUUAAGCUCGUUUUAUUACGGGUACAUAGUUACUCAUCUGCCUGGAGGCAUGCUAGCAGAAAGAUUCGGCGGAAAAUACUCUCUAGGAUUUGGUGUGCUUAGUACUGCUGUGUUCACUUUGUUCACUCCCUGGGCAGUCAGUGCCGGUGGUGCUACUGGACUAAUUAUCUUAAGAGUACUGGAAGGUCUUGGAGAAGGCACGACCUUCCCAGCCUUAAACGCGAUGUUAGCCAGAUGGGCUCCCGUAUCUGAACGAGGUCGUAUGGGCUCUCUCGUGUUUGGUGGUUCGCAAAUUGGAAACAUUGCCGGCACAUAUCUUUCUGGGUUGGUGAUCAAGGAAACCGGAGAGUGGGAAUGUGUGUUUUACCUUUUCGGGGCCAUUGGAAUCUUGUGGUUUAUUUUAUGGGCAUUGUUAUGUUACAACGAUCCAGAAUCGCAUCCGUUUAUCUCGGACAAAGAAAAAAAAUAUUUAGAAGAGGCUCUCGGUAGGCAUCAUUCCAGUCAACCAUCAGCCAUUCCCUGGAAACCGAUCUUUAUGUCCGUACCGCUGUGGGCGUUAGUUUGUGCGCAGAUUGGACACGAUUAUGGAUAUUUUACAAUGGUAACAGACCUGCCUAAAUACAUGACAGGUGUUUUGAAAUUCGACAUCCAUCGCACGGGUACAUUGGCAGCCUUGCCUUACGCUGUAAUGUGGAUAAGUUCUAUCGUAUUCGGUUGGAUCUGUGACAAAAUGGUGAAAAGGAACUGGUUGACUGUUACUAACGCUAGAAAGACGUUCACCACUAUCGCUUCCGUUGGUCCUGGGAUAUGCAUGAUUUUCGCUUCAUAUUCAGGCUGCAAUACAGAAGCGGUAGUGAUUCUGUUCACUGCCUCUAUGGGCCUGAUGGGCGCCUUCUAUCCAGGAAUGAAAGUAAAUGCUCUAGACCUGAGCUGCAACUACGCGGGCACUAUAAUGGCGAUCGUGAACGGUAUCGGGGCCAUAACAGGCAUCAUCGCGCCGUAUUUAGUGGGCCUUCUGACACCUGAUAGUACCUUAGUGCAAUGGCGAUUGGUGUUUUGGAUAGCUCUCGCCGUAUUCAUUGUAACAAAUCUAGUAUUCGUUGCCUGGGCGUCAGGCGAUGAGCAGUGGUGGAACAAUACUGCUCAAGAUCCAAAGAAGCAGCAAGAAGUCGAAGCAAAUACUAAUCAAACGGUCACUGCCGAAGUAAAGUUAUAAUUAGGAAACUAUUUGUUUAUACGAAUAGAGGCUGUUGUUGUUGGUUCCAUGUGGAAUUCAACUAGAUCCAUUUCUAAUUUCGAGUGCAGGACAAAAUGGCGCACGCAUUGUUUAGAAUGAUUUACGUAAACGCUUUAUGGAAAAAUCAGACGUGCGUUUUUUUAAUAUUUUUAAGUAUAGACUCCUAAGCCACAGAUUACCUAGUUUAAUUUAGGACUGAUAUUACUAAUGAACUCGCUUCUUAAACUUUAUGUAGGCAGACCUACCUACAUUAGAGUUAAAGUGCGUUUUUUUGUAAAUAGUUUUUGGUCUUUUAUUAUUUAUAAAUAUACAUCUAGUAGGUACCUACAUAAACGUUGUUAGAAAUAUUAUUGUGAAUUGGUGAUCAUAUUCUAGAUGACCAGCCAGUGUUAUGUGAUAGUAAAAAUAUUUAAGUAUUAAUUUAAGUAAUUCAUAAUAUUUUAAUCAUACUCUGUUAUAAUAGAUAGUUAUUAACAACUUUUCAUAUUUAAUUCAAGGCCACGAAAUAUGUUCUUUUUUGUUUUGGAUACAGGAAAUAUCCACAAAUCCGGGAAUCAAAGCCGGAUGCAAUAGUCAAUAAGGUCACACUAGAUCAACGAAUUAAUCAAAAUAGAUUUUAUUUAUAUACAUUUAUUUAGAGACAAUUAUGUAAUCCACUUGAAAAUCGAUUUCAAUGAAGUAAAAUAGGAAAAUAAGCGAUAUCAUUUAAAAAAAUAUCUGAAAUCUAUUAAAGAGAAAUAUUUUUAUAAAAUAAAUAUCGUUCAAGUUUUUUUUUUAUUCAAUCGAAAAUAAAAACGGCUGUGAACAAUAAUUAACUGUUAAGUAUUAUUCUCGUAUAUUUCAAGGUGCACUUGUGCCAUUUGAACAUGUCUCUUUGAGGAAUUAUUUGUUGAAAGUACGUAGUAGUAUACAUUAUCAAUUUUUAAAGCAUAUUAAACUGUACGCAAGUGUUAUUUUUAUAAUGCUAUUAUUAACGCAGCAUUGUUAAAAGACAUAAACAGUUUUUAAAUUGUUUGAUGUUUUAUAUGCGUUUUAAGUACGCGUGUCUUAUCAAGAAAUUUGUUUUGGAUUUUUUUUUUUUUAUUGCCUUAGUAGGCAGACGAGCAUACGGCCCACCCGAUGGUGAGUGGUUACCGUCGCCCAUGGACUUCAGCAAUGCCAAGGGCAGAGCCAAGCCGCUGCCUACCGCUUAAUACUCUCCACAAGCCUCGUUUGGUUAUUUCAUUUAAUGAAGUACAUUCACUUUGUGUAACAAUCAAUCUUUUAAAUAACGUAUUCAUACGAUUCAUGUUUAGUUUAGUGACGCUGUUACAAAUUAAAAUAUAUUUUUUUUAUUGUUGUGCACAUUGGAACGGUACGCGCCAAUUUUUUUUUUUUAAAUUUAAUCAGGUAUAUUCGCGGGACAAGUAAAAGACAUAAUAUAAAAUAAUUUAAAAAUAGAAUAAUGAUCUUAACACAAACGAAGCAUUUCAUUUUUGAGAAUAAUGAAUACGUUUUGUCUACGUAUGUACAUACUUUCAUUUUCCGUCAACAAAAAAAAAAAAAUCUAAAGCAAUAGGUAGCUGCUGUUUGCUAGGUCCACACCGCUAUGAGUCGCAGGAGCUUUAAAAUAAGUAUCACAAUAUAAAUAAUCACAAUAAAAAAAUUAAUAUAUUUUGUGUGACUAGCUUUGCGCAAGUAAACUGAAUCAGACUAAACUGAAACAUUGGUAGUUUUCCAAUUACAGAGCAUAAUGCGACUCGGUGACGCACAAUGCCGAAUUAUGCUGAAGCUUAAUUGGAACGUGAAUUAGUUUUCAAAUGCAUCAGCAGAGUGCGCUAAGUUAGCACAGUUUUAAAUAACAUUGAUUAUUUCUAAGAAACUACGACGAAUCGAAAGCCUUAAAAUUUUUUUCAACAUUAAAUAACAUUACUAACGAUAAUAUAAACAAAAUUUCGAUCAAUGCCAACUUAAAGAAAAAACACUUGUCAAUUUUCUGUCACUGAGUCGGUAUCGAUCGCGAGUAUCACGCGAGAGCAGUACUUUUGAGUGUGCUCGAUUGUGCGAAGCGUUGCUGUAGUUGGAACAUUCAACGUUGAGCAUUAUGCCGCAUAAUGCGCUCUUGUGCUGUAAUUGGAAAACUACCAUUAGGUACUAUCUAAAUAAGCAUGGCAACAUUAUUUUACAAAAGUGAUAUUAGCAACUGUUACAUCGCUUGCUGUAUUUAAUGAAAAACUCAAGAACUAUCAGAAUGAUGAUUCCUUUCGUAUGUGUGUGUUACAAUAGUUUUGUUAGUCGAGAAUUAAUUGUGAAUUUUUUCGUUUUUAUCUAUGGUACGUUUUUAACUUGACUUGAAAAAAAACUACGCCAUAUAUGUAUCUUUUUAUUAUUUUAUUCCCCUGCCUAACCUCGGUAGUCUAAGAGUCUAUUCCAACUACUCACGGACCGAUACGUGUGCUCACGGGCUCAACCUGAGAGAAUUUGAUAACACCGGCACUAGCGAGAUCAGUGCGUCACUGAAUCUACCAUAGGAUAGGAAUAAAAAUUCUUAAAAAUCUGAAAAUAAUCAUCCCAACGUUAAAAAUAUUAAACUUUUUUGUUUUUCUGUAUUAAACUUAAGAAUCAAUAUUAUUUGAAUUUAAGUUUUGUUGACGAAUCACAGUUUACAGUUAAUAUAUUGUAGUUACUAUGUUGGUUAAAUUUUGUAUGUAAUUUCAUUUUAAUUUUUGUACAAAAUAAAUAUGUUGUUUAAUAUAAUAAAAAGACAUCUCUUGUUUA
Bombyx mori (domestic silkworm) is the source of this 4413-nucleotide messenger RNA. Its product is annotated as putative inorganic phosphate cotransporter. NCBI's taxonomy places the organism in Eukaryota, Metazoa, Arthropoda, Insecta, Lepidoptera, Bombycidae. The record is from RefSeq and is a predicted model, not a curated record. Gene Ontology annotation, cellular component: plasma membrane. Gene Ontology annotation, biological process: transmembrane transport; monoatomic anion transport. Gene Ontology annotation, molecular function: transmembrane transporter activity. The coding region runs from base 157 to 1635 and encodes 492 amino acids. The transcript has 8 exons.